CUGGAUUGAACAGGUUUGAUUUGAAUCUCACCUUCCUCUCGCACAGGGACUUUAAAGUAGGUAGGAAAAGAUGCGUGUCUGCGUGAUUUCAUCAGGACAGAUGAUGGGCCAUGUCGUGGCCCGGUCUCAGCUGAUACUGUCUCGAAGUAACUUCGCCGAUUGUAUACGGUGUCAGGGCUUGAGGGUUUCAAAAACCCUAAAAAUGGAGUCGCAGUCUAAGCGACCCACUUGCCCUUCUUGCGCUAAACCGACGCAGCUCUGUCUCUGCAACCGGAUGCGAUCUCCGUGUCUGGAUAAUCAGGUGAGUGUCACUAUCCUUCAGCACAGUCUCGAGAGGAAACACGCGCUUAAUUCAACUCGAAUCGCUAGAAUAGGGCUUAAGAAUGUUAGUGUCACCACCGUUUUCGAUGUACAUGACGAGGCCGAGUUCGUAAUCAGCAAGAUUGGCUCCAAUCGUUUGGAACCUGAAGAUAGCUCAAAGUUAGGUAGUGCUAAUCUGGAUAACUUAGAAUGUGAGAAGAAGGUUAUGCUUGUUGAUCAUGGAAGCUCGAAAAUCGCUGAAAGUUUGAACCUUUCUCAACAUUCGGCUGAAAUUUCUUGUCGAGAUUCAGGGGUUACAGAGAAGACAGGGUCUUGUGAAGGAAGUAUAUCAGAGGAUUUAAUCAGAAUCUCUAUGAAAAAACGAGGUGUUAUCCACAAUGUCUCACACUCUAUGAAACUGGAAAGCCAUGUGGAAGAUCCUAGUUUUGAUCAAAUAUUGGCUUCUCCUGCCGCCAUGGAUGUCUUGGCGAAAGGCUUUGUGGUAACAAAGUUCUCGGAAGGGAAACGAGAAUUUGAGCUUGAGGUUUCUCUUGGAUCAGCUCUGCUGUUCCCGAGCGAAGAUUCGGUGGAGAUCAGUGAUCUUGAAGAGAGAGCAUUGAAGCUAAGGAAUCUGAUUGUUCUUGAUGGGACAUGGUCGAAGGCAAGAAGAAUGUACCUUGAGAAUCCGUGGCUGAAGCUUUUGUGUUGCCAUGUGAAGCUGGACAUUGAAGGUACAAGCUUGUACAGAGAAGUUAGGAGGCAGCCAAGAGCAGGAUGUUUGUCGACAGUAGAGAGUAUUGUACACGCCAUGAAGGAGAUUGGUGAAGAUCCUGAAGGUUUGGAUAAUAUGUUGGAUGUUUUUGAAUCCAUGGUUGAAGAUCAAAGAAGAUGUAAAGAUGAGAACUUCGGAGAAAUUCUCUGAAAGCCAGUGACUUUGUUGUUGUAUAACUUGUAAGCAGUAAGCUAAAAGAAGAAGAUUGUCAUUUGUUUCCAGUUUUGCUAAUUAUGCGAUAGUUGGAGUCUUUUUCUUUACAAUUUAUGAAAAUUUUGGGUUAUAAUCACGAAAAACAAUAGUUCUGGGUCAAAAUGUAAACUAGGAAUUUAUAUGUUUGUUCAGUAAAACUUUUGUUGGCUUUCAAAUUAAACCCUACGAGAAGACGCGCUUAGCGAAAAAGCUCAGUGUUUUAUUUUCCGAAUGCUUUCAAUUCGCAGAAGCUUAACUCUAGCGAAAGAGGCAAAAGAUUCGUUUGUGUUGCUGUGUAAUCUCCGAGCUCGAUUUCUAUCUACAGAUUACGAUGAUCCACCAUUUUCGCCUCUCUCCAAACCCACUAAACCUCCAAGCGAGAAGAAGAAGAAGAAGAAGAAAACUCAGCAGGAUCAGUCAUCGGAACCGGUGAAUAACCCGACGGCGCCGGUGACUUCAGACCUCCCUUUCGACUUCAGGUAUUCGUAUUCGGAAACCAACCCGGCAAUUAAACCGAUUGGAUUCCGUGAACCGAAACGGUUUUCUCCAUUCGGACCUGGUCGAUUGGACCGGAAUUGGACGGGGACUUCUGCUCCGGCUUCUCCAGAGAAUGACCAGAGCCAAUGGGCGGAGGAGAGAGAGAAGGUUCUCGGCGAGCCUUUGACAGAGGAGGAAGUGAGUGAGCUUGUUGAACGGUAUCGUCAUAGUGAUUGUUCACGGCAGAUUAAUCUUGGGAAAGGCGGAGUGACUCACAAUAUGAUUGAUGACAUUCACAAUCACUGGAAGAAAGCAGAGGCAGUGAGGAUUAAAUGCUUAGGAGUACCAACUCUUGACAUGGGCAACAUAUGUUUCCACCUUGAGGAAAAAUCCGGUGGAAAGAUCGUAUACAGAAACAUAAACAUCCUUGUUUUGUACCGAGGAAGGAAUUAUGAUCCAAAGAAUCGUCCCAUCAUACCAUUAAUGUUGUGGAAGCCUUAUCCACCGAUAUAUCCAAGACUUGUAAAGAAUGUCGCCGAUGGAUUAACUUUUGAAGAGACCAAAGAGAUGAGAAAUCGUGGUCUUCGUUAUCCUGCUCUAAUGAAACUUACGAGGAAUGGUGUCUAUGUUAACGUUGUGGCAAGAGUGAGGGAGGAAUUUGAAGCAGAAGAGAUUGUGAGACUAGAUUGCACUCAUGUUGGGAUGAGUGACUGCAAACGAAUCGGUGUGAAGCUAAAGGUAUACAGUCUAAAUGGGAUUUGGUUCCAUGUGUUCCCAUAUUGUUCAAAGAUGAACAGAUCAUACUCUGGAGAGGGAAGAGGAAUUGAGAAGAAGAGAUUGUUACUCUGUGAAACAAUGAUCCUGUGACCUGAACUAAUCCAAUUGUAAACCAAAACAUCCUCAUUUAUACAACAAUAUAUUAACUCAAUUUCAUGUCUGAAUCAAUGAAUUGGCUGAUCUGUGUGUUGCAAUACAAAAUAGGGAUGGGUCCAACCAAACCAAACUGGUAUUGACCAAAUUGAGACUAACAUUGGACCAGUCUAAAAUUUGUUCUUUAUGAAAUUGAUUAGACU
Messenger RNA from Thlaspi arvense, 2814 nucleotides. The record is from the annotation of a GenBank genome assembly. NCBI's taxonomy places the organism in Eukaryota, Viridiplantae, Streptophyta, Magnoliopsida, Brassicales, Brassicaceae.